Messenger RNA from Cydia splendana, 689 nucleotides. RefSeq names its product mediator of RNA polymerase II transcription subunit 10 (gene MED10). Gene Ontology annotation, cellular component: mediator complex. Bases 85 to 480 code for a protein of 131 amino acids. Gene Ontology annotation, biological process: positive regulation of transcription by RNA polymerase II. Gene Ontology annotation, molecular function: transcription coregulator activity. The record is from RefSeq and is a predicted model, not a curated record. Lineage: Eukaryota; Metazoa; Arthropoda; Insecta; Lepidoptera; Tortricidae. The transcript is spliced from 3 exons.
UGUCAAACACCUAUGUGCUUCUGCUUUGCCCUAGUUCUAUUAAAAUAGAAAUUUAUUAUAACAUCGAAAUAAAUAGAAUUUAAAAUGUCUUCCCCGCUGGAAAACUUGGAAACUCAAUUGGAAAUGUUCAUUGAGAACGUCCGUCAAAUACGUAUCAUCGUCAGCGACUUUCAACCGCAGGGCCAGAGCGUCUUAAACCAAAAGAUUCAAUCGCUCGUAACUGGCCUUCAGGAAGUCGACAAGCUGAAAUCUCAAGUUCAAGAUAUCCAUGUCCCUACCGAAGUAUUUGACUACAUAGACCAGGGCCGCAACCCACAGCUCUACACCAAAGACUGCAUUGACAAGGCCCUAGCCAAGAACGAGGAAGUGAAAGGCAAGAUCGACUCCUACAAGCGCUUCAAGAGCCAUCUCCUCAGUGAGCUCGGAAAGACCUUCCCUAAUGAAAUAGCUAAAUAUAAAGCUAUUAGGGGCGGUGAAUAAGUUUGAGAUCUUUUGGAAUUCAUUUACCUUUAUAUGUGUAGUUUACAGCCAAAAGGUAGUUGGUUGUCAAUAAGGCAAAUUAAAGAGAAAUUGUUCUUAUUGACAACUGAAUAAGUAUUGUUUUUAGAUGUAACUUGUAUUACCAGCACUGAUAGAAUGAUUAAGUUUAUGGCUAAAAUAAAUCUAGGUACUUAUUGUCUCUUUCUAGA